This is a messenger RNA of Protobothrops mucrosquamatus (brown spotted pit viper), 2406 nucleotides long. It is a transcript of the gene NTRK1, whose product is annotated as neurotrophic receptor tyrosine kinase 1. The coding region runs from base 1 to 2406 and encodes 801 amino acids. Gene Ontology annotation, cellular component: signaling receptor complex; plasma membrane; axon. The transcript has 18 exons. Lineage: Eukaryota; Metazoa; Chordata; Lepidosauria; Squamata; Viperidae. Gene Ontology annotation, biological process: regulation of phosphatidylinositol 3-kinase/protein kinase B signal transduction; cell surface receptor protein tyrosine kinase signaling pathway; multicellular organism development. The record is from RefSeq and is a predicted model, not a curated record. Gene Ontology annotation, molecular function: ATP binding; neurotrophin binding; neurotrophin receptor activity.
AUGCAGCCCGGGGGGAGAAGCCGGCUCCGCGCCUCGGCCGGACUGCUGCUGCUGUGCCUGGGCUGGCUGUGCCUGUCGCCCGGCGCCGCCUCGCCCUGCCUGGAGGAGUGCCGCUGCUACCUGAGCGCCCUGCUCUGCCAGGAGCCCCGCGCCAUCCACUCCCUGGCGCAGCUGCGCAGCCUGGAGAACUUCACCGAAAUAGUUGUCGAAAACCAGCCCGAGCUGAUCAACCUGACAGGGGAAGAUCUGAAAAACCCCAAGGAGCUGAAGAAUCUGACCAUCGCGAGGACCCACCUGAAGUUCAUUGCUCCAGAUGCCUUCAAGGCCAGCCCAAACCUGACCCACGUGAAUCUGGCCUUCAACCAGUUGGAAUUCCUUUCCUGGAGGGUCUUCUAUCAUCUCCGCCUUCAAGAGCUGAUCCUUGUGGGGAACCCCCUCCGGUGUGUUUGUGGACUGCUGUGGCUACAAUCCUGGCAGCAGAAGAGGCAGCUUGACUGGGCGGGCAACCAGUCCCUCCAGUGCCUGCAGGAGGACAGGACCCUGGUCCCCGUCUUCAACCUCACCCUCUCUGGCUGUGAUUUUCCCAAGGUCCGGAUCCGCUACGAUCCCACCCCGAUGGCAGAAGGCCAGAGCGUCAACCUGACGUGUCACAUCACAGGAGAGCCGAAGCCGGUGGCAGGCUGGGAUGUGCCCCAGGUGGGGGCUGAACGCCCCCUCAGAACCAAGAACUCGGAGUCGGAAAUUGUGCUGCAGAUCACGAACGUCUCGUCCAGCUUCAACCUGCAAAACAUCACCUGCCGAGCAGAGAACGAAGCGGGCAUGGGGGAAGCCGUGGCCCGGCUGAACGUGACCUUCCCAGCCGUGAUUCGCGCGGUGGGCCAGGCCGUCAUGUACUACCGCUGGUGCAUCCCCUUCUCCGUGGACGGCAACCCCACGCCCAGCAUCCGGUGGCAGUUCGACCAGCAGGAUCUCCUGGAGACGCCGAUCGUUUACACCCAGCUCUUCUCGGAAGACGUCCCCACCACCACCAUCGUCCACGGCUGCCUGAUCCUCGACAAGCCCUCGCACUUCUUCAAUGGCAACUACACCCUGCGGGUGGCCAACGCCCUGGGCUCGGCCUCCUGCACCACCUACCAGCACUUCAUGGACCUCCCGGAUCCGAACUUCCAGGAGGAGGAGCCCUUCCACGUAAGUGUGGCUCCACUUGUUGACAAGAAUGGCACCGAGGGGGGAGCCGUGGAGACCUCAGAGGAGCACCCGGUUGGGAUCUUUGUGGCCGUGGUCCUGGCCGUUUGUGCCUGCAUCUUCCUGUCCAUCAUGCUGGUCAUCCUGAACAAGUGUGGACAGCACUCCAAAUUCAGCCUCAAGCGGUCCGUGGUGUUGGCUCCAGAGGAUGACCUGGCCAUGUCCCUGCAGUUCAUGGACGUGAGCAGCAGCCCCCGCUCCUCCGUGGAGAGCAAGCUGGAGGGGCUGAAGAGCAGCUUCGUGGAGAACCCCCAGUACUUCUGCAACACCCCUGUCCGGCACAUCAAGCGCAAAGACCUUCUGCUGAAGUGGGAGCUGGGCGAGGGGGCUUUUGGGAAGGUCUUCCUGGCCGAGUGCCACAACCUCAGCCCCACCCAGGAGAAGAUGCUGGUGGCCGUCAAGACCCUGAAAGAAGCCACGGAGAGCGCCCGUCUGGACUUCCAGCGGGAGGCGGAGCUGCUGACCGUCCUGCAGCACCAGCACAUUGUCACCUUCUAUGGGGUCUGCACCGAUGGGGAGCCCCUCAUCAUGCUGUUUGAGUACAUGAAGCACGGGGACCUCAACCGCUUCCUCCGGUCACACGGGCCGGAUGCCAAGAUGCUGGACAACGGGAACGGCCAGUCCUUUGGGCAGCUGACCCUGAGCGAAAUGCUGCAGAUCGCCACGCAGAUCGCCUCCGGCAUGGUCUAUCUGGCCUCCCAGCACUUCGUCCACCGGGACCUGGCCACCCGCAACUGCCUGGUGGGGCACGGCCUGGUGGUGAAAAUCGGGGACUUCGGCAUGUCGCGAGACAUUUACAGCACCGACUACUAUCGGGUGGGGGGCCGUACCAUGCUCCCCAUCCGCUGGAUGCCCCCGGAGAGCAUCCUCUACCGCAAGUUCACCACCGAGAGUGACAUCUGGAGCUUUGGGGUGGUCCUGUGGGAGAUCUUCACCUACGGGAAGCAGCCCUGGUACCAGCUCUCCAACACGGAGGCCAUCGAGUGCAUCACGCAGGGCCGGGAGCUGGAGAGGCCUCGGACCUGCCCCUCGGAGGUCUACCACAUCAUGCAGAGCUGCUGGCAGAGGGAGCCCCAGCAACGGCAGGGCAUUAAACACAUCCACAGCUGCUUGCAGACGCUGGUCAAGGCCCCUCCGGUGUACCUGGCUAUUCUCAGCUAA